AAGUAGCACUGUUAGCAGGCAGUGUACUGUUUUGGUUAAGAACGCAGUUUAAACGUCAAUUAUAAUUCGUGUUUAAAGCUUUUAUUCUGGUUCUAAGUAUUACUAAAACUAACACCGGCUGUGUAAACGUACUCUCGGAUUUACUUGAGUUCACCCUGACAUUUAUUCACUUUAUUUCGGCGGUUAAAUCUUAAUCCUUGUCCUCACUGCUCGUCUAAAGUGCACACCGAGGCACCGAGACGGAGUUCUGCAAGGGAGUAGAUAAGACAAGACGCGGUUUAUAAACCUGUAGCUUGAGUGUUUCAGAGGGGGAUUAGUUUACCUAAGUUCUCAGAGGGAUAAUAUAAUUGUUCUGCAGUGAAACAGCGGUGUGUGAUAUUCCCCCAGGGACCCAUUCAUGAGCAUUGUCUCUCACACUCAGGUCUGCGGCAGAGGGAUGAUUAUAAAACCGGGGAUUUGCAUUCCCAUGAAAUGAACUGCAGGCAAAAGUAUUGAAGAGCUGCUGUUGAAUAGUGCAGUACACAAACCACAGUUUUGCAGAAAGGGUGUGAAACACGUCCUGAUUGUGUUGAAAUAAAUGCAUGUUUUAAAGCAUCCAGACUGAAAGGGCUGUAGUGAGGAGCCACUAAUCUGCUCUGCAGUAUAUUCAGCCUUGAAGGCAGUGGUGUGGGAAUCAGUUGGAACGGGCAGCUUGUCAGUCAUCCAGCAGGAAGCCAGGCGUGUAGCUUCAUGUCAGAUUUAGGAUAUUUGGAACGUGUCGCCCUAUUUGCAGAGGAAGUGCUUAUGCAGCCGACCCCACAGGGAUAUUAGACCUGUUUAGCCAGUUCUCACAGUUUAAAAGUAAGGGAGUGUUACAGAGGGACGCACUUCUGAGAUUACCUGUACAGUAGAAGAGAAAAACAACUGUGUUCUGUCUGUUUUUUUUUAAUUAUUUAUUCUUCCUCCUGUAUCUCAUUCCUUUUUUUAAAAAAUGGAGGGACAUGAUGCUUAUCAUUCUUGCCCCAUGAUGGUGAAUAGCCGUGUGGAGUCAUCAGCUGUGGCUGUAACAGGUGGAGGAGGAGGAGGUGGGGGUGGAGCAGGCCGAUCGUGUGCAGGCUGCGGUGGCCGCAUCUCUGACCGCUUCCUGCUCUUCUCCAUGGAACGCUAUUGGCACACGCGCUGCCUGAAGUGCUCGUGCUGCCAGGCACAGCUGGGUGAGAUCGGCACCACCUGCUAUAGCAAAGGGGGCAUGAUCCUCUGCAGGAACGACUACAUCAGGUUGUUUGGACACAGUGGGGCUUGCAGUGCAUGCGGUCAGUCAAUUCCAGCCAGUGAGAUGGUGAUGAGGGCACAGGGCAACGUCUACCACCUGAAGUGUUUCACGUGUGCUACCUGUCGGAACCGCCUGGUGCCUGGGGACAGAUUCCACUAUAUCAAUGGUACCAUCUUUUGUGAGCAUGACCGGCCUGGAGGAGGCAUGCUCAGCAGUCACCUGGCCCCACUACAGAGCAGCACGCUCCUGCCUGACCAGAAGGUAUGCUAAAGGGACAAGGACUUAACACAGCAGAGCACAGCCUGCCGUGUGUUUUGUCCUUCUUUUUCUCUUCAUCCUUUCUCCCUCUUCUUCAUCUUUACCUUGCUUCAGAGGUGCUGAUGUCCCUCCAUUCUGCGGAUGAACACACCUUAAUGGACUCUUAAAAAGUUUUGUUUUCAAACAAAAUUCUCUGAGGCUGGAAGCGCUUCCUCCUUCAUGUUCAGGGUAAGAUGAGUGAGCAGAGAAGAUUAAAGUUACUGUUAAUGUUGGCUUUGGGUUGGCAUUAACUGAACCCUGCUGAUAAACCCUAAACACAGAGGAUGAGGAAAGGAGGCCCACAUUUCCAAUUCUGUUUUUAAGCUUUGAUAUUAAGACACUUUUCGAGGAUACCGUGGAUGUUACGUGACACACUCCUGACCGUGAAGUGCGGUGGACGCUGUUACUGCUAAUGGAUAAUACUGAUUGUUUUUCCUUCCAACAGAGAGAGACCUGAAAUUUUGCGGUUUAUACUCUGUAAAAACACAGUUUGCGUAACAUGAUUGUGUGAGUUUUGUACUGCUGGUGUUUGCCUGUUUCACGUCAUUGGCAGGAGUUCAUGUUUCUGUGGGCCUGAUGUCCUGGUUAGGAAACAAAGAGAAUAGAAUACAAAUGUAUAUAUUCUUGUCCUUUACUGUUGUAUUGUGUGCUCAGCAGCUGAAUUUUGUGUUUCUGAGCGAAAGUGCAUUUAAAAUGAUAUAUCUGUAUAGUUAAAAAGUACUUAUUAAAUAACUAUAACCAA
Ictalurus punctatus (channel catfish) is the source of this 2291-nucleotide messenger RNA. It is a transcript of the gene lmo4la, whose product is annotated as LIM domain only 4a. The record is from RefSeq and is a predicted model, not a curated record. Bases 971 to 1522 code for a protein of 183 amino acids. Lineage: Eukaryota; Metazoa; Chordata; Actinopteri; Siluriformes; Ictaluridae. The transcript has 5 exons.